AUGCUCCGCAACGACGAGCUUGCUAGCUUCGAGCUUUCCGACCCUGAGCCAGCGCUAUUGUGUGUCUGCCACCAGUUGGGCAACAGGGUCAGUGCAGUUACCCAGAUUGGCCAACGGGCUUACCUGAUCCCCAUCAUCAACAAGUUGAUGGGCAAGGCGAAGAAGGUGGCGGUCCAUCGUCCUAACACCGGUCAAAGUCAAAGCCAAACCCCAAGUUCCCAUGAGAUCUUCUUCAUGAAGCUCCACCAAGUGCUCCUACUCAUGAUCUUCCGCCACUUCUGGCUCAUGAAUUUUUGCUAUCGCUCCAUGAUGCACCACCAUGAGCCGGCUGUUCAGACUUCAACGAGGCCAGGAAGUUCUGCUAUAGCUCUAUCCUGCGCCCUUGCGUCCUUUACGACGGCGGCGGACGUUGGUAGCCGUCGUGACAGAUGUCGUGGCCCCAGGCACCGAAUUGAGGAGAUCGAGGCAAGCCUACUUCUUCAUACGAUGCGGCAUGUGAUCCGCACGCAACUGGGCCACCUGCUGCUGGAUUUUCCCAAGAAACCACCGCCAACCUCACCAACGCUGUUUGAAGUCUCUGCCAUUGCUGAGCUCGAGCUUGUCCAAGAGGGUCCUACUCGUGUUGGGCCCAUGGACUCGCUCAGGACGGCUCGCCGGCGCCCAGUCAUACUCCGCAACGUUGAGCUUGCGGGCUACGAUGUGCGCACUCCUAUUCAGGGCCACUGUGUCCCCGCAGCUGUUCUGGAGCGAGAAAGUGCUUGA
Molecule: messenger RNA, 762 nt
Organism: Sordaria macrospora k-hell
Lineage: Eukaryota; Fungi; Ascomycota; Sordariomycetes; Sordariales; Sordariaceae
Source: RefSeq, a predicted model, not a curated record